AUGCCGAUUUGUGCCUUUGAUGAGUGGGCCAGCGGCCGUGCCCAGACUCUCCCUCUUUCCGCCCUUAAAGGUGCUGUCAUAGGCAUCGAUGCCUCCCACUAUCUUGACCAACACCUGAAUCACCAUGCGACCAAAGAACCCCUCCUCAUUGCCCUGGGAGGCUUCCCGUUUUCUCUGAAAUCCAAUAUCGAAAAGGAGCUCCAAGCCCUGAAGAACUUGAACAUUACCUGCGUCUUUGUCUUCAAUGGGCUUGAUUUCGGGAAACGCGAAACCGAUUUCUCUGCUCAAGCUAACUCUACUCGCGCUCUGGAACAGGCAUGGGAGUUGUAUGACCAGAAACAGGCGGACCAGGUCGUCGAUGCCUUUAGUUCGGCCGGGAGCGCAAAACCCGAGACUCUUUAUAAGUUCUUGCAAAGAAUUCUACAUGAACUAGGAAUCGACUUUCUCGUUGCACCUUACGCUGCUUCCGCACAGCUUGCCUACCUUGAAAAAGGCCCCAACCGAUUCGUCGACGCUGUUUUCGGCCCAUCAGACCUCUUCCUUUUCGAUAUAGACAAAGUCAUCACGAGACUGGAUACCGACCUUUCUAAAUUCACAUGGAUCACUAGGCAAAUAUGCCAAGAUGAUCUGGGAAGGAUAACAAAUGAGCAGUUCGUCGAAUUCUGCUUGCUCCUUGGCUCCCGAUUUCUCCGAGCCUUCCCACCUUUCGAAAACGUGGCAUUCCCUGGAAAGAAUGUUAAUAUCCGAGAGGCUAUGACCGCGUAUAAUAGCGCCGGGCGAAAUGCUUUGGUUCUGUGUGGUCAGAUUGAAGAUGACCAUCGAAUCAAUGACUUGCCCUACGUUGAACAUUUUAAGCGCGCACUCAUGACGGUGAAACACCAUAUAAUUAUGGAUAUUGAUGGGAAGGUUGGCCCUAUGGAUGCUGAGAAUGUAUCCAACGACUUGCAUGAACUCAUCGGGCAGCGACUGCCAGAGGAACUUUACUUUUACAUGUCCAAGGGUAUUCUUGGUUCUCAAGUUCCCGACUGGUUGACUUCGGGCGAGCUCUUGAUCAGGCUACCACUAGGCGCUGAGGACUCGGAGAUUUAUCGUCGUCUCCAGGGAGAUCUUCUUACUCCUAUUCGAACCCAGGCUUUGUGCCUGCUUUCCAAUUCUCUUCAUCGCUUCUACCAGACUAAAGCUAUCAAUGUUCGUACAUGGUAUGCGCCGAAAUCUACCCGCUCUAUCAACCUUAAGGAAGAUUUGCCUUCAGUGAAGGAGUCUACCAUCUCGUGGAAACUUCGAAGUGAUAAAUUCCCGGAAAGUGUCAAGCAACUCCAGGCCGAUUCUCUCCCAUUUACUUUCGCCCUUCGAGCUUUGAAGGAUCAGGAGUUUGUUUCCAACUCAUUCUCAACCCGGGAUGCGCCUCCUCUAUCAUCAAAAACUGAAAUUCUUGCAAAUGUAAUGUGGAGGUUAUUACAACUACGGGGCUAUGUCAAUGAUAAGCACCGACUCACUCAAUGGGGACAAGCAUUGGAAGUAGCCAUGUCGUCAUUAGACCCUGCGGAGAACUUGGAAGAACCGACUUUUAUUGCCGUGGAGCUUUUGCGUCUCGGGGUUCUGAGCUCUAAGGAUUGGUUUGCGAAUAUCUCUGGUGGCCCAAUGAGGGGUACCGAUGAGGAGAAAAAGUUCAAUCUGCUGGUGUCACAAGUUGCCUGCAUUGGCAAAAUCCGCCACAAAUCCAUUGGCUAUUCAGGUCCUCUGAGUAGACAGCUCCUGUCGUUCCGUUCCCUAAUAUGCGCUGUCCGGUCGAGCCUUAGAGAUUUGGUUGAGGUCGUCCUAGCAAGUCUUUUGUUGAACGGAGAAGCGGACCGCGAUCGUGAUGACUGGACUGAUUUGGGGCUCAGUCUUCCUUUUAUUGAUGAUAACAAUUGCGGACUUGGAAUUGCUGUUCGGACGUAUCUUGACGACUUGCCACAACAAUCGGAGCCAAUAUCGCCAAGAGUUCGGGCUGAGGUCAAGGCCAAGGGCAAAGAGUGGUUCCAACAUAGCGAUAGCUUCAGCGGAAACCUGGACAUGGCCUUCACACUUUGGGAUGCGGUUUAUCGAGCAUCUCAGAAUGCUGGGAAGGAGUUCAAAGAUGCGAAAUUGUGGGACGAGACCAAUAAAUGGUUGACGGAACGGAGAUAA
Molecule: messenger RNA, 2169 nt
Organism: Blastomyces dermatitidis ER-3
Lineage: Eukaryota; Fungi; Ascomycota; Eurotiomycetes; Onygenales; Ajellomycetaceae
Product: posttranscriptional regulation nuclease
Exons: 9
Coding region: 1-2169 (722 amino acids)
Biological process (GO): DNA recombination; DNA double-strand break processing; mismatch repair
Cellular component (GO): nucleus
Molecular function (GO): 5'-flap endonuclease activity; 5'-3' DNA exonuclease activity
Source: RefSeq, a predicted model, not a curated record